This is a messenger RNA of Durusdinium trenchii, 1287 nucleotides long. The record is from the annotation of a GenBank genome assembly. Lineage: Eukaryota; Dinophyceae; Suessiales; Symbiodiniaceae.
CUUGUUUGUGCAUGGUUUAUCACUACAUAUCACUAUUGUAGUUAUAAAUAGAACUACUAUAUCCCUGCACUGAUCCCUGGAACUACAUCACCCCAAUCCAUAAUUUAGAAUCUUGAUUAAUGGGCGUCCAUUUGGAUUGUAAAAACUCUUCAGGGGGUAUAUCAUUAGUCAAGGUUCUACACUUCAGGCAAACAAAGCCAUACACGUGUUGAAUCUGGUUGGGGAAUUGGAGCGUUUGUUUUUAUUGUUACUUUUUGUUCUUGGAGGGCCAAAGGCCAGGUUACGCGGUUGGCUUCAGACCUUGCACGAGGUGCUUGGAGAAGGCUCGGGUGAUGUAGUCUCUUCUUGAGGCUGAUGAUCAUUUCCCAGUGGUCUACUCCUGCGCCCAAAUUUCACACCUUCCAAAGUUGUUGCAAAAAGGAGCCCUUUCGAUGUGGGUUCGUUGCGCCGCCGUUUCCACAGUUCCGCCGCCGCCGCGCAGCCUGUUUUAACGGCCUGUCCACCCAUUCGGCGAGCGUCGACAGCAUGCGCAAGCUUUGGGCCGCCCUGCUUCCCAUGGCCUUAGGCGAUGGGGAGCUGUUUCUGAGUAGCUCCACCACGCCUGCACUGCAGACCUCCAGCCUUGACCCGUCCAACAUGACCUAUGACUGCAAUCCCUACCUCGGCACGCAGUAUUUGAUUAUUGGCAACGGCAAUGGUAUCUCUUCUGAUGGCUGCACUGACAGUUGGGAUCUCUAUGAAAUCUUCCUUUACGACGAGAAUGGCGAUUCGAUUUAUGUGACAGCCACCUCCGACGACCAAGACAGUGGCUACGAAGCCUUCAAGGCGGUGGACGGCUCGUUGACCUCGUUCUGGGCCGGCGACCAUGAUAUCGGCAUGAGCUGCGGAUGCUGGCAGUCUGAAAAGAAGGACGGGCAGUCCAUCCUGUUGUACCUGCAAGGGAACCGGAAGGUCUCCAGAAUCCAGUUGCAUCAAGGGGGCGCGAACGACCCAUGGGCCGUCUCCAAGAUCCGGCUCCAUUGUGCCGCGAGUUUCCAGGCGAACCCUUUGCCGCUGGACAUCUCCCAUGGGAUGACAGAGAUCACCUGCAACGCAGAUGGCUGCGGGGUCACCAGCAUGAGCAUUCCAUACCAGCACACCUGCAAUGGCGCUUCCAUGGACAAGUUCUCGAUGCUGCUCGUGGUGCUGGUCCUUGGUCAGAGGCUCUUCGCUUGAGAUCGCAGUGAGGGGCAGGUGAACGGAACCGCAUGCGGGGUGGCAGCUGUGUCAAUUUCUCGGGUGUGUCCC